ACACAUAUAGUUGUCUUUUACAAAUAACAACACCUGAAUACUUCUCCCCACCUCUCUCUUUCUCAUCUUAUCACCACCAUUGAUUCCCCCUCAGAAAUGAACCAAACCCAAAGACAGAAAGUGAAAUAAGUCUUGUCCUUUUUUUUUUUUGUCUUGGUGUGUGGAACAAAACAGUGUUGGCGAUGUCAUACAGCGACCCAAACCCAAACCCAAUUCAAGGAACUUACAUACCAUCGAACUCGAACGGAACUGAGAAAAUGAAAGCGUACCAAGCUUUUAUCUUCUCUAUUCCCAUUUGUUUCACAGUCAUCGUCCUCUUCGUGCUUUACAUCGUUUACCUCCGUCGUAACAGCGCCGCCAAUGUGGAUUGGUCUUCUCUUGGAAUGCGUGGUGGUGCCCUCGUUCCCCCCAACAACAAUCUCUCAACUGCUGAAUCAGGACUGAGCAAAGAUGUGAGAGAGAUGCUUCCCAUUGUUAUCUACAAGGAGAGCUUCUCUGUCAAAGAUUCACAAUGUUCAGUGUGUCUUGGGGACUACCAAGCAAAUGAGAAGCUCCAACAAAUGCCAUCAUGUGGGCACACUUUUCACAUGGAAUGUAUUGAUGUAUGGCUCACAUCACAUACAACUUGCCCUCUUUGUCGUCUCUCUCUUAUCCAGAAGCCGUCCCCUCAAGGCCCAGAGGUUGUCUCUUCCAUGGAAAACUCUAAUGGAGGAGGAGCUUCUGCUCAACCAGAGUCCCAGUCAUCAACAACCGAAGCAAUAAUUCAGAUCAAUGAUGGCCAAGAAGGUAACGGAGAUAAUCAAGAGGUUAUCUCUAAGGACACAGAAGAGAAUGAACGAAACAGCGUAGGGACGACAUCGGAUGGUUGUUGGAAUCGCAGACUUGGUUAAAAAGCAAAAACAAAAGCUUUAUCUCAUGAUGAUGUUCUGGUUAGGAUUUAAGAAAUUUUUGCUCUCUCUCUUGCAUUGUGACUUGUUACAUUGCUAGCUAUGAGUGAUAUAAAUGCAUGAUUAAUUUAUAAUAAUAAAAGUUGGGUAAGUUUGGAAAAAUUCGUGUCACAACUU
Camelina sativa (false flax) is the source of this 1064-nucleotide messenger RNA. RefSeq names its product RING-H2 finger protein ATL7-like. Gene Ontology annotation, molecular function: transferase activity. Lineage: Eukaryota; Viridiplantae; Streptophyta; Magnoliopsida; Brassicales; Brassicaceae. The record is from RefSeq and is a predicted model, not a curated record. Gene Ontology annotation, biological process: protein ubiquitination.